GCUUUAGACUCUGAAUUGUUUUUGGUUGCUUUGCUUGGGAGUUGGGAAUGAUUGAUUGUUUGGCAUCUGGGAAAACAAAGAUACACAAAUGGAGUAGAAAAGUGUGCAUGUUGAAUGAACUUUAAUUAUCUGCUAGACCUAAGACCCAAGUGAUUGCCUAGUUGAAAUAGAAAAGGAAAAUAAACGCAACCCUAUUUUGAAUCAUUAGCUUUCUUUUGUAACAAUUUACUAUCUAGGUGACCUUAGUUUCACAUAUAAUAUAUAUCUCCCCAAAGGGCAAGAGCCAUCAACUAGAAAGACAACUUCGAUGAAAGAAGAUUUCAAAGUUCUUCUGGCAUCUACCGCUUUUGCACUAUCAAACCCUGAGUGUGUAUGAAUCUUGAACCAUAACUUGUAUUUCUAAUAUGUGGACCAGUUUUGAUAUACUAGAUGCCAGGACCUCAAGGAGACUUGGGUUUGUUUGUCCUGCAAGGACGUCUUCUGUAGUCGAAUUGUGAACAGGCACUUCGUUGAGCAUUAUGAGCAGACAAAUCAUUGUCUUGCUGCCAGCUGCAGAUAUCAUCAAAGAAUUUGGUGUUUUCGCUGCGAAGCAUUGUUAGAUGCUCGAGUGAUCCCACAAUUGCGAUCCUUUCUUUCACCCUUCAAUGUGAGCUUCUUUGCUUUUGUUAUUUUUAUCGUCCACAUUCCAAUCACUCAUAUACUUUCGCAUGUUUAGGAGGAUCUAUCCUCCUCAUCCAAGCUAGAGAACAUUGAUGCGCUGAUGGUUUCUGUUACUGAUCUUAUAUCUAAGCCAGUUCCUAGCUUUGACUUUCGUCCAGCAGAUGCGCAGUCGUUGGUUGGGCACGAUGAGCUUGCAUUGGCCAAGGAGGGACUCCGGAAGAUCUUUGAUCGUGGGUUAGAAGCUUUAGCUGAUCAUCAAGUGCAAAAGGAGUUUCUCACUUACUCAGCCAUAUUUCUAGCAUACCAUCCAUCCCCAUCAGAGUUGAAGGACCUUUCAUCAUUCGGGGUUAAUCUUUCAGAGGAAACCUCUGCUUUCCUCCAAGCUCAACAUAAGUUGAAGGUGGCGUCAAACCUAUCAGCCUCAAUUACUCAGAAAAAGUUUGUGCUCCUGCAACAAGCUUCAAAGUAUGCUGAGGCGAAGAAAGAAAUUAUUGCCACGGAUGAGAAAUUGCCAACCUUAAGGCCAUGAUCAAAGAGUUGGAGUCCCAAAUAAAGAAUUUGGAAGCUUGUAUAGCCACGGCUGAGAGUGAUAGGGAGAAGACUCAUGAGGUUUUGGAUACCAUUGAUACACAAGUUACUACUGUGAGAGAUGGAUUAGUCUCA
Messenger RNA from Prunus avium (sweet cherry), 1323 nucleotides. Lineage: Eukaryota; Viridiplantae; Streptophyta; Magnoliopsida; Rosales; Rosaceae. The record is from RefSeq and is a predicted model, not a curated record.